This is a messenger RNA of Solea solea (common sole), 4703 nucleotides long. RefSeq lists its product as uncharacterized. NCBI's taxonomy places the organism in Eukaryota, Metazoa, Chordata, Actinopteri, Pleuronectiformes, Soleidae. The record is from RefSeq and is a predicted model, not a curated record. Bases 182 to 4018 code for a protein of 1278 amino acids. The transcript is spliced from 2 exons.
UUCUUAAGCGUCACUACCAACCAACUAAAAGAAAACCAAACCAAAACAUUUAAAUCGUCAACUUGGUGACUUGAUAACUAUUACAAAUACCGACACACGGAGCCACACCUCGUCAUCUUAUUCUGUUUUCGGCUUCUCCCUUUAGGGGUCGCCACAGCGGAUUACAUCACCAUAUGUCAUCAUGGUAUUUAUGGCAUGUUUCCUUGCAGGAGCAGCAGUCACCAGGACUGUUCGGAGACUCAUUGAGUACUUCCUCCCUGUUCGAGAGAGAGACAGAGGUGAGAAACAUUUUGUGGCCUCAGUUUCUGCAGAACUACCCAAUUUUGAUGCUUUCACCAAAGAGGCAGAGGUUAGGCUGAGGGCCGCUGCCAAGCCAGAGCAUGAGGCAGUGGACAACACAGAGGUCAAAAAUGCGCCACCGCAAGCCACCUGUGUGUGGGCAGCCAUGGCCAACUCUGCAGUUCAAGAGGACCCUUAUAUUCCAACAGUGCUGUUCAACACCAUAGCUCAAGUCCCUGCAGUCAUGUUCAGUGCUGCAUCUCAGGAGGGAACCAGUGUCCCAGAAGUCAUGGUCAGUUCUGCAGUAAGAGAAGAGGCCUUCAUCUUAGUUGAAACCACAGCAGAAGACCCUCGUGUUCCCUCAACCAUGUACAUCAUUGUAAAACAAGAAGACAUCCGUGUUCCCACGGUCAUGUUCGACAACAGAACCUCACCUUACUCUGAACCUCAAGAGGGAAUUGGUGGUCCUGUCUUCAGGGCAGACUCUGCAGCAAGAAAAGACAGCUUUCUUCCUGUAGUCCCGGUUGACGGGGCAGCACAAGAAAACUCCUGGUUUUCCUCAUCAAUGACUGACAUUAUAGAACAAGAGGACACCCAUGUUCCGACAGUUGUGUUCAAUGCUGCAGCACAAGAAGUCCCUGCAGUUGUGUUUCACUCUGCAGCUCAAGAGGAAAUUGAUGGUCCCGUAGUCAGCUUGGAUUCUGAAGCAAGAAAAGACAACCAUCCUCCCGUCGCCCUGGUUGAUGUUGCAGCACAAGAAGACCCCUGGUUUCCCUCAGAAAUUACUUACAUUGUAGAACAAGAGGACACCCAUGAUCCCAUAGUUGUGUUUACUGCCGCAACACAAAAAGUCCCUGCAGUUGUGUUUGACUCUGCAGCUCCAGAGGAAAUUGAUGGUCCUGAAGUCAGGGUACAUUUCGAAGCAAAAAAAGACAACUAUCCUCGGGUUGUCCUUGUUGAUGUUGCAGCACAGGGAGAUCCCUGGGUUCCCUCGUCAAUGAAUGACACUUUAGAACAAGAGGACACCCAUGUUCCCAUAGUUGUCUUUACUGCCGCAACAAAAGAAGUCUCUGCAGUUGUGUUUGACUCUGCAGCUCAAGAGGAAAUUGGUGGCCAUAUGUUUGGAGACUCUGAUGCAAGAAAAGACAAUUAUCUUCCUGUAGUUCUGGUUGAUGCCGCAGCACAAGAAGACCUCUGGGUUUCCUCAGGAAUGAACGACACUAUGGAACAAGAGGACAUCCAUGAUCCCAUUGUUGUGUUUACUGCCGCAACACAAGAAGUCCCUGCAGUUGUUUUUGACUCUGCAGCUCAAGAGGAAAUUGGUGGCCACAUAGCCGGGGUAGACUCUGCAGCAAGAAAAGACAACGAUCUUCCUGUUAUCUUGGUUGAUGUAGCAGCACAAGAAGACCCCUUGGUUUCCUCGGCAAUGAACAACACUUUACAACAAGAGGAUACCUGUGUUCUUAGAGUCAUGCUCAGUGCCACAGCGCAAGAGGCCCCUGCAUUUGCAUUUGGUUUUGCAGCUCAAGAGGAAAUCUGUGUCCCUGUAGCCAUUGUUGAUGGCAAAACACUAGAAGACACCUGCUUUCCUGAAGCCAUUUAUGAUGCAGUAGCACAAGAAUACACCCAUUGUCCCACAAUCAUGUUUGAUGCUUCAGCACAAGAAGAACCUACAAUUGUGUUACAAGCUGUGUCUCGAGAGCACACUGGCAUCCCUGUAAUUGUGAUUGAUGCCGCAGCCCAAGAAGACCCUACUGUUCCUUCAGCCAUGUACAGCAUUGUAGAACAAGAGGAGACCUGUUUUCUUACAGCCAUGUUCAAUGCCAAAGCCCAAGAAGCCCCUGCAGUCACGUUUGACUCUGCAGCUCAAGAGGAAACCAAUGUCCCUGUUGUCAUUGUUGAUGCCAAAGCACUAGAAGACUCUUGCUUUUCCAAAGCUGUGUAUGAGGCGGUAGCACAAGAAGCCACCAAGGUUACAGUUGUGGUUGAUGCCACAGCUCAAGAAGAACCUGCAAUUGUGUUAGAAGCUGCAUCUCAGGAGCACAGUGUUGUCCCCAUAAUUGUGUUCAGUGCUGCAGUACAAGAAGAUACCUGUUUUCCUGAAGCUCUGUACGAUGCAGUAGUACAAGUGCACACUUGUGUUCCAACAGCUGUGGUUGAUGCUGCAUCUGAAGAGCACACUGGUGUCCAUGUAGUUGUCACAACAGAACAAGGAGACACCUGUGUUACCAAAGCAGCUCAAGAGCACAUUGGUGUCCCUUUAGUCAUGGUUGAUGCUUCAGCAAAAAAACAACACAAAACUGUGUUUGACACCGCAGCACAAGAAGAUCCCACAAUUAAUUAUGAAGCCGCAACGCAAGAAAAAAUAGUUGUCCCCAUAGUUGUGGUUGACACCUGUUUACCCUCCACUGAUUAUGGAGCAGUAGCAAAAGGAGACACGCAUAUUCCCAAAUUAGUGGUCAGUACAGCAGCUUAUGAGCUCAUGGCCGACAUCACAGCACUAGAAGACACAUGUUUUCCCAAAACCAUGUAUUAUGCAUUAGCACAAGAAGACAAUUGUGUUCCCACAGACGUAUUAGAUGCCACAGCACAAGAAGACCCUGCAAUUGUGUUUGAAUCUGCAUCUCAAGAGCAUGCUGGUGUCCCCGUUGUCGUGAUCAAUGCCGCAGCACAACUUGACCCUGCAAUUGUGUUCAAAGCUGCAUCUGGAGAACACAUUGGUGUACCCGCAGCCAUGGACAUUACAACGGCACAAAAAGACACCUGGGCUCCAAAACUAGUGGUCAGUACAGUAGCUCAAGUGCACACUGGUGUCACUGUAGCCAUGAUUGAUGCCACAACACAAAAAGACCCCUGUGUUCCCUCAGCUAUGCACAAUGUGAUAGAACAGGAGGACGACUGUGUCAUGAUCAACGGCACAGCACAAGAAGUUGCCCAGAAUGUUUUCAACUCUGCAACUCUAAAGGAAACUGGGGUCACUGUCGACACCACAUAUCAAGAAAAUACCUGUGCUCCCACAGUCUUAGUUGAUGGAACAGCAGAAGACCCCUGUGUUUCCUCAAACAUGUAUAACAUUGUACAACAACACAACACCUGUCUUCCUACAGUCGUCUUUGAAGCUGUAGUUCAAGAAGAUCCUGCAAUUGUGUUUGAAGCUGCAUCUGAGGAGCGUACCAGUGUCCCUGUAGUUGUAAUCGAGGCCGCAGCUCAAGAAGACACCUGUAUUUCCAAAGCUAUGUGUGAUGCAAAGGCAGAAGAGGAUACAUCUUUUUUUUUUUUUUUUGAUGGCGCAAAACAGGAUCCCUGUGUUUCUGCAGCCAUGUGUGAUGCCAGUGCACAAGAGGACACUCAUGUGCUGUUCAACAUCACAGCAACAGCAGGGGAGAGCAAAUGUAGCACUAAUGAGGAAGAGGACUUAACGCAAUCAGAUUUGUCCAGGUACCGAUCUGGAUCCAGUGGCGAGUAUGACAUCAGAGUUGAGUUUAGGUCCAGUGAUGACUCCAAAGACCAGUAUGGCUCCAGUGAUGACUAUGAAGACCAGUGUGACCCCGGUGAUGACUUCGGAGACCAGUAUGACUCCAGUGAUGAGUGCAACUGCAGUGACCAUUAUGACUCCAGUAAUAAGUACGACUCUGGUGAUCAGUAUGACGCUAGUGAUGAGUACAACUCUGGCGACCAGUGUGAGUUCUACGAUGAGUCCAAAGUGCAACUUCAGGGACAAAAGCAAGAACCUUCCUAGAAUUAGGAGCAGUCUGCGGUCAGUGAGCAGUGCAAGGAGAACAACUCCAGAGUGAUUGUCAGUGCCUUAAUGACAGGAGCAUUACCCUAAUUGUUGUUUGAUGGUAGAAGGAACACAGAGCACCCAGAGAAAACCCACUCCAACCCGGAGAGAACGAGCACAGUUGAAUCAAGGACCUGGGAUGAACCUGCUGAAAUAUGUUCUACCUUUAAGUGGCACCUCCAUAGUAGAUAAGGUUAACCUCCCUCUGUCUACAUUAUAUACCACAGUCCUUCAAAGUAGCUGUUAUUAAACAACUGCUGAAACUCUCGAUCCAGGGAUUUUAGCUAAUUGGAGACCCAUAUCCAACCUCCCCCUUCUGCCCAAGAACCUCAAGAAAACUGUCGCCAAUCAGUUGUGUGAUAGUGGACUUUUCUCUCUCCUUGUCUUAUUAGACCUCAGUGCUACGUUUGACCCGACUGAUCAUCUGAUUCUUUUUACAGAGACUGGAGAAAGCCAUUUGAACUGAAGAAUGGUAAAUCAUCAUUGACCUUUGUUUUUCUGCUCUGUUGCUGUCUGACAAACUGCUGCCAUGUCCUCUCCAUUGUUUGUUCAUUAAUUUGUAAAUUAUAUGCAUGUAUAGUCUUUUGGAGACUAUUGUAAUUGAGUUACCCUUUGAGACAAAUAAAGCAUUAAGUUGGUUUAA